Molecule: messenger RNA, 822 nt
Organism: Eremothecium cymbalariae DBVPG#7215
Lineage: Eukaryota; Fungi; Ascomycota; Saccharomycetes; Saccharomycetales; Saccharomycetaceae
Gene: TIM21
Product: Tim21p
Exons: 1
Coding region: 1-822 (273 amino acids)
Biological process (GO): protein import into mitochondrial matrix
Cellular component (GO): TIM23 mitochondrial import inner membrane translocase complex
Source: RefSeq, a predicted model, not a curated record
AUGAUUGACGUUUGGUUCUUUAGGAAGUUUAGUGAUCUAAGGAUGUUUUCAAGUAUUAGUAGAAGUAUGGAUGGAGUGUGGGUAGGGCGGAAGCUGUGCAGGAGUCAGAUUAAAGCAGUUGAGGUAUUAUCAAGGUACAGUAAUAUUAAUGUUGGAUUACGGACAAGUGCACUAAGGUCAUCAGCGACUACAAAAGGCGGUAAUGCAGGGCACAGAUAUAUGUAUUCUACAUUUAAUGGGACGAGCACUAAGAAUAGUGCUUCUGGUAAAUACAGUACUGAGAAGAAACUGCCACUAUGGCCUAGAGUGAAAUCUGCUGUUUCGUUUAGUGUAUCCGGGAUUUUAAUUGUUGGAGCGACAGGCUUAGCAGGGGUAGUGGUGUAUCUCAUUUUAUCUGAAUUGUUCUCUCCAUCGGGAGACACACAAAUAUUCAAUAGGGCAGUGACUAAAAUUGAGGCGGAUACAGUGGCUCGUAGUUUAUUGCAGUGUAACGAUUAUGAGAAUAGCAGGGAGAGAUUGAAGGCAUACGGUGAAACCUUGCAUAAUGAUAAGUGGACUAGAAAUAGACCAAUUAAGUCUACAAGAAGAAUUGAAAAGGAUGGUAAAGAGCAUUAUUUUAUGAAAUUUCAUGUAGAAUCUAAUAAGAAAAUUGGAUUGGUGACUGUGGAAGCAAGGGAGUCUGAAAAGAGCUAUCAGCCCGAUUUCAUAUCAAUGUAUUUGGAUGUAUCGGGGCAUGAACGGUAUUAUCUUAUCAAGUCCAGACCUUUAGUGGUCAAGCCAAAGGGGUUUUUAGGUGUGAAUUGGGGUCCAAAGCGGGACUGA